AUGGCCGACGACUUAUGGUGGAAGAUUCCGCUGUUCAACAUCCCGGUGGUCAUCUUCAUCGUGGCGUUCAUUGUCCUAUGUUUCAUUUGGUACCGUCGGCGACAGGGCAAGAAGAAGCCGACGGAGUCUUCGACGAAAACCUCUAAAAAGAAGGUCGGCAGCCAGAAAUCGGUGAUGCCGGCGUCAAAAAAGUCUAAAAAAUCUGUCGCUGCUCCACCGUCGGCGAAGCCCGACGCCCCAGCGGCACCGGAAGCAGCCGCCGAAGAGAAGAAGCCCGCCGCCGAGAAGCCAACCGGCACCACCACAGAAGACAAGGGAAAAGAACCGGCAGCUCGCGAAGAGUGGCAGCCGACGGAAUUGGGCGGAAACUGGGAUGAGGCUGGCCGGCAUCGCUUCUUCCUCGAGCUUGAAGCUGAAGGCAAUCGCCUGAAGAAGGUACGAAACGUGCGCCCGGAAACCCAAGUGAACUUUGACUUUCUAAAAGACGCCAACGAGAAGCAACGUCAAGCCGCCACCGAUGAGAAAGUCGCGCCGAAGGAUCCGCACACGACGUUGUGCCUCGACGCCCCGGAGAUGUCGGCCGCCCUCGACAAUCUAGACCUGAACGAGCGGCUGCGUGCAAGGGAAGACGUCGAACCAAACGAGUACUUCAACAUGUGCUCAGAAGAGACGCUAAAGGGCCGUCGUAAAGACUGGGGCCCGCAGCAGCUCGGCGCCGAGCUCGAUGAGCCGCUCACCGACGAGCAGAAAGCCCUCAUCGAGGCGCGCAAACUCCAUCAGAGCGCUAUCGCGCGCCAUCUAGCCCGUGGUGGCUACAUGUUCGGCGCAAACGUGGCACACGUCGAGGUGGUGGCCGAGACAAAGUUCGACGUCAUCACCGAAACACCAGAGCCACCCGACCCCCACAAAAGUAGUGCAGCGGAAAAACCUGACAAGCACUCGAAGCAAGUGAAGAAGCAGCGAAGCUCAAGAGAUACCAAGGAGACGAAGGUCACGCUGGACUCGAAGACGAAGGACGUGACCAAAGACCGGACCCGUGACAAGGAGACGAAGGAGGCGACCAAGGAAACAAAAGAGACGAAAGAA
Mesorhabditis spiculigera is the source of this 1086-nucleotide messenger RNA. NCBI's taxonomy places the organism in Eukaryota, Metazoa, Nematoda, Chromadorea, Rhabditida, Rhabditidae. The record is from the annotation of a GenBank genome assembly.